Messenger RNA from Neltuma alba, 1388 nucleotides. Its product is annotated as glutathione S-transferase TCHQD-like. The coding region runs from base 289 to 1092 and encodes 267 amino acids. Gene Ontology annotation, molecular function: glutathione transferase activity. The transcript is spliced from 3 exons. The record is from RefSeq and is a predicted model, not a curated record. Lineage: Eukaryota; Viridiplantae; Streptophyta; Magnoliopsida; Fabales; Fabaceae.
CCUCUCUGGUCACCAUUCGCCUUACUUCGCUUUCGUUGUUACUUUUUCGCGAGCGCCUCUUUUUUUAUUUUGGCUCCCAAAGCCCUUCCGCUAGCAUCCUUGCUCAACUAUUUCCUCGGUAUUUCUCUCGUGUCUGUUCCAAGUUCUUCUUACUUCCUCGUUGAUUCCCUCCGUUCCCUGAUAAGACUACAAUGUGCUAUCUCUAUGCUUUCUGUGUGAUCUUGGGAGUUGGUGCACCUUCGCUUAAGAUUUAGCAGUACAUGCAACAUUCUUAGAGCUGACAACAGAAUGCAUUUAUAUCAUCAUCCUUUUGAUUUGAACAGCCAGAAGGUGAGGCUUGCAUUGGAAGAGAAAGGCAUUGAUUAUACGUCUCACCAUGUCAAUCCCAUUACAGGCAAGAAUUUGGAUGCCGCAUUCUUCGACAUGAAUCCUAGUGGCAAGCUGCCUGUUUUCCAAAAUGGUUCCCACAUCCUUUACGACACUAUUGAUAUAAUCCAGUACAUAGAAAGAAUUGCUAAGGUAUCCUCUGGCGCUGAGGGCAUCAGUAUUAGUGGCAGGGAAGUUGUUGAAUGGAUGAGAAAGAUACAAGAGUGGGAUCCCAAGUUUUUCACACUCUCCCAUAUACCAGAUAAAUAUCGCACUUAUACCUCCAAGUUUAUAAGGCGGGUGGUGAUUGCUCGAAUGUCUGAAUCCCCCGAGCUAGCUGGAGCUUACCACAGGAAGUUGAAAGAAGCUUAUCAGACGGAAGAAAAAUUAAAAGACCCUGAUGUGUUGAGGAGGAGCAAGGAGCACUUGGUUAUCCUUCUUGAUGAAGUGGAGAAGCAGCUUAGUGAAACGCCUUAUUUAGCAGGUCAAGAUUUCACUAUGGCCGAUGUGAUGCUCAUCCCUGUGUUGGCUCGUCUGGUGCUUUUGGAUUUAGAACAUGAGUACAUAGCUGACAGACCAAACACUGCUGAGUACUGGCUGUUGGUUCAGCAGAGGCCUAGCUAUAAAAACGUGAUUGGCAAGUAUUUUGAUGGUUGGAGAAAGCAUAAAAUGUUAUUGAAAACGUGGUGCUGUGUUCGGAUUAGAAGCUUGCUAAAGAAAUACUAGUGAAGUACAUAUGCAUGGCUCGGUUGGCUGAAUAAAUGAAUAGCCUUUUGUAUUUUUUUUUUCCAGAAAAAGGAGUAUUCAUAAUAUACCUUCUUUUUUGUGCCUCAGCCAUACGUGAAGGUCACUUGUCUACCUUAGGCAUGGAAAAGGUUAGUAGUGUUUUCUUCCUUUUUUGGAAUUUGUUCGAGAGUGAGAGGAGGGAGGAAUUAAAGGAUUUGUGGUCUGGCUAAGGCCAAGUGAUUGCCGUUAUACGUGAACAGAGAAUAAGAUAAAGCAAACUUUUGUAUUUGUAAUCA